Ostrinia furnacalis (Asian corn borer) is the source of this 5305-nucleotide messenger RNA. It is a transcript of the gene lqf, whose product is annotated as epsin homolog lqf. Gene Ontology annotation, molecular function: clathrin binding; phospholipid binding. Gene Ontology annotation, biological process: endocytosis. The coding region runs from base 433 to 1995 and encodes 520 amino acids. The transcript is spliced from 14 exons. NCBI's taxonomy places the organism in Eukaryota, Metazoa, Arthropoda, Insecta, Lepidoptera, Crambidae. Gene Ontology annotation, cellular component: endosome; clathrin vesicle coat; plasma membrane. The record is from RefSeq and is a predicted model, not a curated record.
UUGCCACUACUUGCCUGUAUUCAUAGACCUUCAUCCUCAUGAGGCCGCAUCCGUUUAGUGAACGUAGUAAAUAGCGGGCGAGCAUGACGUAGCCCCGUCAGCGCCUUGCGAAGUAUUUAGAUUUAGGCCGCGUAAUCUUCUUAGUUGUGUGUUUAUUCGCGGGUUGGGUGGUUGUUUUGUGACGUCACGUGUAUAUAAGUUGAGAUUCUUUGUGCUAAUGUUGUCUGAUAUGAUACACUAUCAGGGCUUGAUAAUGCUAUCAGGUAGAUAGCCUGUGCUGUGAGACCAUUAUUCAUGUAGUGUACGUCAACUUUCGCCGAAAACAAGUGAUCAGUUUUUGUUUGUUGGAGUUACCAAAGUUCCUUUUCAACAUUGUACGCGGCGUCCACACUUGGCUGUUUUACUAAAUACACGAGUUUAUAGCACUGCAAAAUGCCCCGUGGUCGGGACGAAAUGCAAGUAAACGUGGCGGGCCUAAGGAGAAAUAUUAAAAACCUCGCGCACAACUACUCUGAUGCUCAGGUAAAAGUGCGCGAAGCAACCUCGAACGACCCAUGGGGCCCCUCCAGCACUCUUAUGGCGGAGAUCGCCGACCUCACGUACAACGUGAUGGCUUUCACGGAGAUUAUGCAGAUGAUCUGGAAGCGCCUGAACGACCACGGCAAGAACUGGCGGCACGUGUACAAGGCGCUGGUGCUCAUGGAAUACCUCAUCAAGACGGGCAGCGAGAAGGUGGCCAUGCAGUGCAAGGAGAACAUCUUCGCCAUCCACACGCUCAAGGACUUCCAGUACAUGGAGGAGGGAAAGGACCAAGGUCUCAAUGUGCGAGAGAAGGCAAAACAGCUAGUUAACCUUCUGAAAGACGAGGAGAGGCUGAAGAAUGAGCGAGCGCGCGCGCUGAAAGCGAAACAGCGCUUCGCUCAGAGCGCGAGCGCUUUCGGCAGCGACGGCGCGCUCGACACGCCUUCUAGCCCCACCUACCCACCAGUAGAGACGCCAGGCGGCGGAGCGGAAUGGGCAGGGCGGGACGCGGAACUGGCGCGGCCAUUGACUGCGGGAGAGGAGGAGCUUCAGCUGCAGCUGGCUCUAGCGAUGUCGCGCGAGGAGGCGGAGCGCGACGAGCGCCGCCGCCGCUCCGACGACGUGAGGCUUCAGCUCGCGCUCAGCCAGUCGCAGCACGACUUCCAGACGCCAGACUCCACGUCGGGCAGCAGCAGCAACCACAAGAAGCCGGAGCCGCAGCAGUCGCACCUGUUAGAUUUGCUCGACGUGAACUUGGGAUCGCCCGCGACCGCGCCUGCGCCGCUCCCGCUGGCCGACCCUUGGGAGCUGCCGCCGCCGCAGAAACAGGAGACGUCAUCGGACGCGUGGUCAGCCGUGGGUAGCCCCGUGCGGGACCCGUGGGCCACGGGACCCGCCGGACCCACGCCGGCUGACCCGUGGGCACCUUUGGCACAGAGCAAGUCGCCGGUGUCGGUGUCGUCGCCGUCGUCGGGCUCGCUGGAGCAGUUCGACGCGCUGUCGCAGCGGCCCGCGCCCGCGGACCCCUUCGAGCUCACAGCGCUCACCGAGCACCUAAACAGCAAGCCAGUCUCGCCAGCCAGCACGGGUGCGGUGAAGAAGUCUCCGUCCGCCUUCCUGGGCGAGAACUCGGCGCUCGUGAACCUCGAGCGCCUGCUGCAGCCCGCCGCCGCCGAGCCGCCCGCGCCCAACCCCUUCGGCGAGGCGCGCCACAUGUUCGCCAGCCCGCAGCCCCCGCGGCUGACGAUCAACGAGCUGAAGCAGCAGCAGCUGGGCAUGACGGGCGUGUUCCCCGCGCCCGCCGCACCAGCCGCGCCCGCGCCCACGCUGCACCAGGCCGCGCUCUCGCAGCCGCCGCUGCAGCAGAUGGGAGCCGUGGCGGCCGACCCCUGGGCGCCGGUGCCGGCUCCGCGCAGCCAGAGCCCGUGGUCGCCGCCGCAGACGCGGCACACGCCCAACCCGUUUCUGUCCUAGCCGCCGCCACUCUGGGGUGGGAGUUAGAAGGAGUGCAGCUGAGAGGCUGAGCCUCCGGCGACCUGCAGGAGACCAGGCGCUCCGCUACUGGACACCGUUGACGACCUCGCCCACGGGAGUACGACGCUCGUGUUGGACCAAUAUUCAUGUCUGCUUCUGUCGGUGACUGCAAAACGUUCUGUAUCAGAACUGAGUAAAAAGCAAAGCGCAGAUAAAAUAUUGAAAUAUUAACUUCACAUAUUAUUUAAUAUUUAUGGGACAAACAAGUUUUUUUACAAGUUCAAGGAUACGGAUAUAACAAAACAAAAUAAAAUACCAGUUAUAUUUGUUUUUCUUGAUACUUGAGUCAUUUUAAUGCAUUGACUUUUUACGCAGUUGUUUUGCAAACGAAUGGAAUCUUACCAUCAGUGACUGGAUGUUUGGGCUGUACCUAAAUUUGUGAAAGAACAAUUGGACAAGCCUUGCGGGAAAAAAUGCGUAAAGAUAACCUUAGUAAUGCGCAUUUAGUAAAUAACUGUAAAAUUACUCAUCAUGUGUCCAAUAGGCUUAAGCGCCCCACAUUCGAUCACUGGCUAUAAUCACGUCGUCAACUUAUAUUUUAUUUAUUUGAUAAAUAUGUUUUAUUUAUUAUACUAUUGUGAUUUACCCUUUAUAUUGUAUACAAAGCCUGGUCUCCCGAUAAAAAGAUAAUAUCAGUAUAAAUCCCCUGUAAAUCGCACUUCAACUUUUAAAUUAUUUUGACACUUCUACUAUUUUUCUGUUUAGAUACAGAAAUAUUAGUAAAAUUUAACAUUUUCGAUUGACAUGUUCCAAUGUAUCAACUUUUUUAUUCCACUAAAAAAUAAAUUGCGUUCAUACUACUAGGUUUAAAUUUUGCACUUAAAUAGUAAAUCUCUUGUCACAACUUUUGUUGAAAAGUCAUAAAAAUACCUUGAUUUAGUUAUACUUACCUAAAACUGUUUAUGUACUCUUCGUUUAUUUUGUAAACCUUUUUGUGUGGUAAGUGGGAUAUCAUGAAAAUACAGUUGUAAGAAUGUACCGUAACCAGCGCAGGCGGCGCCCGCCGUCUCCGCUGCUAACCGUACCCGGUGGUAGGUUAACAAAUUAAAGUAAGACAGUUAGAGGUACAGUAUACAAAUAAUGUAUAAUGAAGUGUUUUCAUAGACUGGAACUCGCUGUGACGAUUGUAAUAGUUAGCGCUGACUCGGCCGGGUUCACGCGCGGCGCUUAGAACAAAUUAUGUAAGUAGGGCUCGCGACUCGACGUGUCCGACGCACGGCAAGCUGGGCUGUCUCGCUAGCUGUAAUUAGAAUAUCUUAGCACCUCUACCUUUUCCUAGAUUCAUCUAAUUAAAUAAAUUUAUAUGUAUAUCAAGAUAAUUAACUCUAAUUAAUUUUAAAUAAUUAAGUUAACUCAUAACACUGAGUGUUGCGAUGGAUUUUAAGUCUGAUUAAUAUAAAAAAAUGAAAUAAACUACAAAAAUGUAUUAUAUACGGUUGCGCGCGCCUGAACCUGGCAGCAUGUAGCAAUAGACAACGUAGAGACCCGCGGCUGAUGUUUAGGGCCUCUUCACUGGUGGAUGCAGAUGUAAAUUAACUAAUUAAUCUAGAAAUUAAAGGCUAAUCGCUACUAUUUUUAAAUAACUAAGGUAAAUGGGCCCUAAAUAGCGAAGGGUAUAAAGAUUUUGUAAGGUACAACGGAAUUCGUAGCGCAGUUGGGAGUUUCUGAACCUAUCACAGCUGUCAUUUAAAAUGCAUUUACAUUUGUUACAUUUUGAUAUAAUUCAGUUUUAAUUUUCUUAUUAUCAAGACAAUCUUCAGACCUGAUGAAAAGUACGAGCUGAAAGUUGAACCCUUUUAUUGUAUAGUUUAAGAUUGUAAAUCAAUUUAUGCUUGCUAAUAAUUUUCAUCAAUAAAUAUUAAAAGGAAUGUGAAACCCUCAACAGCGCUACGAACCCGACUCUAACGUCCAUAGUCGGCGACUAAGGAGUAAGGUCUCGAGUUGUAAUACGUGCCUUAGAUACCAGUUUUGUAAAUGAUAAUGUUUGUCGCCCUCCAGCCCGACGGCUCCUUGAUGACGUCAUGUCACUUGUGAUACCAUCCUUCUACUUAAUCCUUGAUUCACCUCGCAGACAGCACAUUCGGUUGCAAAUAGUCAAACAGAUCAGUAUUAUUUUGCUUUUGCAGCGUUGAUCUUGGAAAAUUUCUUUUCCCGCGAGUGAUGAUAAUGAUUAUUUUUCCUUCCAGUAUCACAUUUAUUUAUAUCUACUUAACGUUAAUGGUAGAAUUUAUUUCCAAACUGGCAACACUUAACAUUGUGACAUAACGUCAUCAACUGUCGGGAUAAAUAUUUAUUGUGAUUUAUUUUAGCGCAAACACUUGCAUCGUAUCGAUAAAUUGUUACAAGUUCCUCCGAGAGUCAAUCUGUACAAUUUAUUAAAGUAAUACAAAAGGAAUACGAAAUAACGAAUUUUAGUAGUAAUCGAGCUGCAGUGUGUCGAUUUUGUUUGAGUGCUUACAGUUAACGCUAGGAGGUUGAACUUGCCUUUACACUGUCAAAUGAAUUUAAACAAAUGUUUGUUAGAUAAUACACAACAACAGAAGGCAAGUUCAGCUUCAUUUGAUACUAAAAUUAAUUUCACCGCGUACUGUCCAAACCCUGCGCUUUACAACGUGUGUGUUUGUUGCGUACAAAAUAUUCCAUUUUUAUAUAUUGUGUUAUUGAAAUAAUUUUACAACCCUCAUUAUUGACGUAGUAUUGAUCGAGUUAAGGUAAAUUAUGUACGUUUAGUCUGCAGCGCAGUGUUGCCAGCGCGGGCUCGACCAUGCCCACUUUAUGUCACACUCGAUAUCACAAGCAGCGUCUUUUUUACACUGUUACACGUUUUCUCCUAUUAAGAAAAAAAUAUUCCGCGCUGGCAACACCGUGCUUUGUUUUUUUUUUCGCUUUAUUAUUAACUAGCAGGUUCAAAUGGUUAUUGAUUUUGUUUAUCAGUUAUGUAGAUAAAUUAUUUUUUAAUAUAUUAAUUUUUGACCAAUAAUAUGCAUUGAUGCUAAUCUGUGUGGGUUAUGAUCACAAUUCUAUAUAAUUUUAUUGUGAAGCGUCGAAACGCUGGUGAAAUGUAAUGGCACUCUGUGACGUAUACAAAUUAUUUUAGCAGGGUUUGAAAGCAUUUAGUAUGCUCUAUUAUCAAAUCGUCAGACUUUGCAUGCCUUUGACGUGGUGCCAUUGAUUAAUUAACUGGUAUGUUUGUGACAUUAUAGUUAUUUUGACAAUAUUAAGAUGAUAAAUUGAAUAUUUAAAUUGACAU